UGGACCAUUAUUAUACUCAUUGAGCCCAUUCAUCUGCUGCUUCAUUGCAGCCAGCCAGCAAGUGACGCUUUAGUACGGCGAGGAGGAGGAUGGCCGGAAGCGUGGGAGGCGAGAAGAGGGAGGGCAGGGGAUCCAACCCGCGGCCGCCGACGGCGCAUCGGAGUCCAUUGCGGCGGCCCGGUGAGAGUACUAUCCUCAGCGGGUACGUAGCCUGCAGGAUGUACCUCAUAAUGGCCGUGACGGGGCUAGGCUACCUGGCGCUCACAUGGUCGACGGUAGUCCUCCUGGGCGGCUUCGUCACCGCGCUGCAGAACAAGGAUUUUUGGUGCCUCACAACCAUUAGCAUGCUGCAGGCAGCCAGCAUCUUCAACGACUUGCGGGACCGACUGUUCAUCAAAUUGCUUAAACUAAUUCUUCCGGGACCAACUGGAAAUAUCGGGACAUACUUAUCGGAGUGGUUUGAUAUUUUGAAGCGGAAUAAGAGUGAGUUUUAUGAGACGUCGUAUCGGAGUCUCAGAUCGUUACUAUCAUCCCAUUGUUGUCUGGCAUUUGUUCUUGCUGGUCCCGUGUUUGUUCUUCUUGUCCUCUUCUUUAUUAUUAUUUUUCCCUUUCCCUUGUACUGUCUACUUUGCGUGGCGUUCUACUUUGUAAUGUCCGUCUACGGCUUCCUUGGGCCAAUCGCCUGCUUUGCUCUCGCAUUGUGGCGCAUACUGCAGCCUGAUUACGGUGACACGGACGGAGACGCCAGCAAGGGGAACUUGAAGCCGGCACUGAUCAUGUUCUAUUGGCUGAUUCUCUGCCAAUUUGUGCUCUACUUGGUGUUCAUCAUUGCUAAUGGGUUCGUUGAGUUUCUUCUUGUCCCUCUCGUCAGUCGAGAUUCCAAGCUAACCCAAGUUUGGGGCACCAAAUUGGUGAAUAUGUACCUCUCUGACACCGGAGCAAAAUGCUGGCGGGAGGGGGACCCUGCAUCCAUCAGUGGCCGGUCGCUCAGCCGAUACGCUGCCGACUUGCUGGACUCCGAAUCGUGGGAAGACAACCUCUUUGGAGCCAGGAUGCUCGCCACGUUCAUCAGGCAUGGGGCGGACGUCAGGUCGCUGCUGCUCCCCUCGAGGCCCAAGAUUCAGAAGCUCAUUGACACAUUGGCAUGGAGAGGCCGAGGCGACAGGGAGAUGAGAGAGUGCGCCGCAGGCAUCGUGGCACAUCUCGCCGGUGACAUCCAUAUACCCCAGUUCCCAGGGGCUCUCCGGUGCAUAUCCUCCCUGCUCCAACUCCAAGACGAGAGCACCGCGACGACGUAUUGGGACAGCGACGGCCAACAAGUGGGUGAUGACGGCGGCAAGAAACGCAGCAAGAAUUGGUACGGCCUCUUGCGGGAAAUAUAUUUGGAUUGGGUCAGCUACGACCAACAGGUGGGUGAUGACGGCGGCAAGAAAGACGGCGGCUGCAACAAGCUCAUCCUUCAAGGCCUGGCGAUCCUGGAGAGGCUCGCGUCGUCCGACCACCACAACUGCAGCGACAUAUGCAGCGCUCCCGGCCUCCUGCACAUGAUCACGGCGCCCCUCUACUCCGGCACCUUCUCCGGAGAUAUCAACAUGAGUGACUGGGCCCACGUGGUAAACGCAGCCUUCAAGGUUAUAUACCAGCUCAUCAGCCAUGCUCCUGAGGAUAUCAGCACAAGGCUUCGCCUUGACAUCUCCUCAAACGAGCAUGCAAUGAGCAACCUCAAGGGCAUUCUUGAUCAGGGCACUGGAAUUGGACUGGAGACCCAGGAGCAGCUGCUGAUGCGAGCCAUGGAGAUCCUCACAGAGCUGACCUUGGAUUCGUCUGUCGACCUCACCAGCGAAACCAAAGAGAACCUUAUCAAGAAGCAGCUGCAGAUCUUCCUUGCUGACCAAGGGACACAAGAGCCUGAUUCGAGGACAAACCCACUCAUAGUCACGGCUGGGAGAACCCUAGUAUUGCUGACAAGCAACAGUAAGACUAACCCUGAUUUCAUCCUGAAAGCAUGUGACAGUGACAGCCUUGCUCCUCUCACUGGAUUACCUGAUGAUGAGAACACUGUUGCACUUCCAAUUGAGGUAACUAUUGAGGAUAAGAAAAACACUGUUGCUCAUCUCACUGAACUGCUUGAUGCUACAAACAACAUCACUUACAGAACAAUAGCUGCUGAGAUCUUGGAGAACUUUUGUACACACUGUGAUUGGAACAAACACAAACAAAUCAUGAAGGAAUUAUUGCUGCCAAAGGUGGUCACAGAAAUACUGUCCAUUAAAAGUGACCAACCUGAAGGCAAAAUUUCUGAUGAAAAAGAGAACAAGCCACAGUCCAGGACGUGGACACGUUCCCAAAAGAACAAUCGAGGAAACCAGAAAAACUUUGUGCCGCCAGGAAAAGAUGAAGAAAACCAGAAAGAUAUUGCGCCAGGAGGCAAAAGCAUGAUCCGAAGGAAGUCAUCUGAUGAACAAAAUAAACAAAAUAAGGAACAAACCGCUAAAAAGGAACUGCAAGAAGCAUUAUUAUCCCUUGCUCUGGUGAUAUGUGACAAACUGAUCAGUGCAGAUGAUGUUAUCCAAGAGAAAGCACUAGGAGGUGACGCAUUUGUGGUCAAGCUCAAGACCAUAAUAGAUGACAACUGUCAGCUAAGAGCUGACAGUCUGAGAAUAGUGAAGCUGUGUGGUCGGAUUGCAGCAUCAAUGAUGCAGUCCCAACCGUAUGCUGAACGCUUCAGAAACAAGAAAUUUGCCCAGUCACUCACUAAGGCUUCAGAAAUCAUGUCUAACCUUGAAAGCUGCAUGAUUUUUGCUGGGACUGAUUUCGGACUAAAGAAGACUGUCAGGCCUCUCCUCUCUGAACUUGAGAAGAAAGUAUCUGAUCUUGAGAAGAAAGAAGUACAGUUGGUUAGAAGAUAAACUGUGAUUGCAACCCUUGUGCUCUUCAAUUUCUCCAGCACAAAUAAUUACGUAAAUCUCCAGCUCUCGUUCAUGUGCCUUACUUUAUUUCAUUUUUUUCUUUUGUUCAGAUCAAUGGUGUGCUGUUAUCAAACAUAAUGUACCCUUCUUAUGAACAUGUUGUGCUACACUUGUGCUGUAUUUGUUUGAAACACUGGGAUUUCCUGAACCUGCGGUUGUGACUUGUGACUAUCCUGGAAUAUAAUAAUGACCAACCAUUCCAGUUCCAAGCA
Messenger RNA from Setaria italica (foxtail millet), 3181 nucleotides. RefSeq lists its product as uncharacterized. The transcript is spliced from 3 exons. The record is from RefSeq and is a predicted model, not a curated record. Lineage: Eukaryota; Viridiplantae; Streptophyta; Magnoliopsida; Poales; Poaceae. The coding region runs from base 90 to 2909 and encodes 939 amino acids.